CACGGCCAGUCAGUCGCGCUCCAGCCGCCGCGGUGGAAGGUGCUUGUCGCUCCCUCUCUUUCGUUCGUAGUAGCCUCGCGCCGGAAACGCGGACUCCCUUCGCGCCAAAAACAAACGGAUUGUUCUCCCUCGUGCUCCGUGACACAUUGUGCAAACAAAUCAGUGGUCCUCUCGUGUGUCUCGCCGUUAUAUCGAGUGUUAACGAGAAUCGAGCACGUUGUGCGAACAAGUUGGCGCGUUACGCAACUCGUUGAUUCGCGCCACGCGGGAAACAGCGAACUUGCGGUGCAUCCUUCUUCUUCCUCGUUUUCGCUGUCACGCAGUUGCUUCAAGGACUGCCCGGACACGCGACUUGACGAUCGCAAGGACUUCCGAAAAUUCUAAAGUGGACAUGCAUAUCGAAGAUCGGCCUGAAGCUGCACACCGAUGACGCAAGGUCGCGUAAAAUCGGCCAAUCUGCCCUGCCAUUCUCCCCUACUAUUUCACCUUUAUCGGGUGAAUUUCACGGGUCGGAGUUCGCGGAAUAAAGGGAGGAAAGAGCGUUCAGAUUACGGUUUCGUCUUAAAUCGAGCGUACGAGGAACGGUCGCUUUAUGUUCUCGCCAAUACGUGAUCCUGUACCCUACGAUCUGCCAGACGUGCACGCGCCGACGUCGAGAGUCGGUGACGAGGUGACGACGAUCGCGACGACGACGACGACGACGACAGAGACGGAGAUCCGCGAAGAAACGAAUCAACCAAUGAUGGCUAAAAGCGCUGAGAGGCUGCCUGGCACUUCCACCAGGCUGAGGACCAGAGACGACGGCUGCUGCUCCGUGAACUUCCUGAAAUACGUUCUUCACAUUUACAACGUGGUGUUGUUCCUGUCUGGACUGGUUGUGGGCGGAAUCGGUAUCUGGACGGUGAUUUCGAAGCACAGCUACGUGUCCCUGAUGGCGACUGUCACGUACCCGAUUCUAGCAUACGCUUUAAUCGUCGCAGGUGUCCUGGCUGUGGUCGGUAGCUGGCUCGGAUGUGGCGGUGUAACUGCUGAAAAUAGAUGCGUUCUUCUCAUAUACGUGUUCGUCGUGAUGCUGGUGUUCGUGCUGGAGGCAGGAGUGGGCGCGCUGGCGCGACUCUAUGAGGAGCAAGUCGGCCCUGAAUUCAAGAUGACUCUUAAUCGUACCUUCCUCGAGAACUACUCCGUGAGGAGCAGGGAAACUGCCGCGAUCGACCAGAUGCAGAUAGAGUUCAAAUGCUGCGGAGCCCUGAGAUUCGAGGACUGGCUGGUGAGUGAGUGGCACAAAGACGAGGAUGUUCUGAAGGAAGGGAGCCUCGUGCCCACUAGCUGCUGCAAAACCCCGACGCCCCUUUGCGGAAGGAGGGACCAUCCAUCGAACAUCCAUUACACGGGCUGCAUCUACAAGUUCCUGGAGACGACGAAGGACCACUUGAUAAUCCUGGGCGCGGUCGGACUGGGCCUGUCCGUGCUUGAGCUGUUCGGGAUCGUCCUUGGUUCGUGUCUCUACAUAAAGCUCAGACACGACUUCGACGACUGAGGAUUACUUCAAGUCCGCGAGAGCAACAACAACGGCCGCUCGUGGUGCAGAUACAUGCAGAACGACGCAGGAGCCGUUUGAUCGCCGGCGCGGAUGGGCGCGGAGGAACGGUUGGCGUCCAAAGACGAGCCGUUUUCUCUCGUUGUUCGUCGUUCAGGAUGUCCCGCGUUCCUGGCUCUUCCUCCGCGCCACAAAGAGUCCAGACUGCGUGAUUCGUCCCCCCUGCGGGCUGAAACCGCGCACAAAGCGACUCGGGAAAAAAGCGAGCGGAAAAGGAGAUCGUGCGUGAGUUUCAGCCACCGCAACGGCGGAAAUCAUCAAAGAGCUGCUGCCCCCUCCUCCGUCGACUCUGAAUCUCCGUUAUCCCCGUGGCGUUUCGCGAAAAGGGGGCAACAAGAGGAACGCGGAUCGCCGGAAUCCCAGAGAAUCGAUGGGAAACAGCCAACGACGGAGUCUAGUUUCCCUCGGUUGGCCGACGCGCCCGAAGGAGGACAGAGAAGAGGAUGACAGAGGACGUCUCUCGUCCUGGUCUCCUUUGGCCACUGGACGGGAACCUAGAGGCUGGAUUCCGAAGAAAAGGGAAGGCUCUUUCGACUCCAGUGACUCCUUUCCUUGGACGAAUUUCGAUUGGCUCUGACGGAACGUCGUUGCACCUUUAAAACCGUACUCGCUACUUCCGAGGAAAACGUUCCAACGACCGCUGGCCAUUUUUCAACGUGUUCCGUGAUUUCUGGGCAGUGUUGGGCAACGUAGUUCGUGAUUACGGUUAGAGUACUACAACGAGAAGAGAACCGAGGGGCAUUCGAGUUGUAUAAAAUUUCAACAACAGUGCGUGGAUCCCCUCGAGUCUCUCCUCAGCAAGAAAUAGGAUUAAUCGGCCUCGAUCAGCUAUGAAAGAUAGCAAAUUAUUGAUUUACGAUUGCGGAUUUAAAGUGUAAUCUGAUCUAACAGUUUCAAGCGAUUACUUCGAAAGUAAUCGCAAUGUAAUCACUGCCCAACCCUGUUUCGGGUACUCUGAUCGACAUCCAAAUUAUUAAAUGCUCGUUGGCGACGAACGAACUUUACGGAGCAGUCCGUUAUAUCGUCAGCGAGGUUACCAUGGCACAAAUCAUGCUCUCUUUGUACACUGCCGUCGCCGAAUUCGCGCAAACGAUUCUGAAGCUUUUUAGCACGAGGAGCAAGGUGUAAUUGUUAAGAUGAAAUUAUCCGACGCUUGUAAUGUUUUUCCAAUAUGUGUUUUAGUCGUGGGGGUAGCAAGUCGGAGUAAUUUAUUAUCUUUGGCAGGACCAAAUUGAGGCACGGACACUCUGAGAUUAAUUUGAAGAGAUUUUAUUCGUGUACGAUCACGAAACACUACAAAAUUUUAAUGUCUGCAACAUUGUGGUAAACAAUACUAUAGUUCUAGAGCCCUAAAUGGCCCGACAGGCCCUACGAUACGCGCACUGUUAUAAAAGCAAUCCAUUGUCGAGUGUUUACACGCCUGACGCAAUCCAGUACGUUGAAGAACGUAGCCUGGUAAACGAAAACAUGCGUCUUCAUCGCGUCGUUACAAAAGCGUCCCAUUCCGACAAGGAAUUCCCCCUUAGAGGCUCAUUGAAACGAAGCAAGAGAGCCGUUAGCCAGUAAAAUCGCGACUUACGUCCCAGCGCAGGUCGCGAUCGAACCACGCCGCCGUUCCUCGGGGACGAGUAGUACCCAUUUGUCGAUAGAACGGACCACUAAAUCGUCCUGCUUUUUCACGAAAAACAAA
Molecule: messenger RNA, 3287 nt
Organism: Hylaeus anthracinus
Lineage: Eukaryota; Metazoa; Arthropoda; Insecta; Hymenoptera; Colletidae
Product: CD151 antigen-like
Exons: 8
Coding region: 593-1537 (314 amino acids)
Cellular component (GO): membrane
Source: RefSeq, a predicted model, not a curated record